Molecule: messenger RNA, 666 nt
Organism: Coregonus sp. 'balchen'
Lineage: Eukaryota; Metazoa; Chordata; Actinopteri; Salmoniformes; Salmonidae
Source: the annotation of a GenBank genome assembly
CAAGAAUUUGCUCCCCUGAUUGGUUCGGAUUGCAUACAUCACCACCGCUUCCCCUCCUUCUUUCUCUUCGGCCUCCGCCAUUGUGGUGUAAGGACUGUGAACGAAAUGGUAAGUUGAAAUCUUAUAACAUCCUUGUCAAAUUAAGUGAAAUUCAUACUUGUUCAUGUCAUUCGCAUAGUGUUUUUCACGGCCACACCGAAAGCCUUUAUAUUGUCUCCGAUAGCAGUAUUCAGUCCUUAAAAAAGUACUUUUUAGGAUCGUGUGAACCAAGCCGGUUUCUACUGAAGAAUUUACUUAAGUUAUGUAAGCAGACCUGCCAGUUAAGUAACACUAACUUCUUCAUAAAUGUAAUGUAAAAUUGUCUGACUUUUCUGCUUACAAUCAUCUACAGUUAACAGACGAGCAAAGCGCUAGUUAGCAGGCUUAACUAGCUAGCGAAAACACGUCAGUGACGCAUUGCACUUGAUGAAAUAAAUGCAUGUUUAGCUAGUUAAAAUGGGCCCCAUCUCUUUAUUUCAGUCGUCCCACAAGACUUUCAGGAUCAAACGCUUUCUCGCCAAGAAGCAGAAACAGAACAGGCCCAUCCCACAGUGGAUCAGAAUGAAGACAGGCAACAAGAUCAGGUAUGCGUGUAUCUGCCUAGCCUCCCCCUGUACAGUGCAUAAU